This is a messenger RNA of Parnassius apollo (apollo), 3309 nucleotides long. Lineage: Eukaryota; Metazoa; Arthropoda; Insecta; Lepidoptera; Papilionidae. The record is from the annotation of a GenBank genome assembly.
AUGCGAUCGGCGCUCAUAUGCGUUUUCUUCUCGCUACUUAUAAAAGGUCACGUUGCAGAUGACUUCAGGCCUACACCUAUCCCACUGGACGAGUGGCACUCCGACAGAAGACAUGGACGCGCGGGUACCCUUCACGAGACUAUAAAAACUGCUUCCCCUCUUACCGUGGUAGCAAUACCUGCACAUUACUGGGAAGACGCCUUGCGUCACAGCGUAUAUCUAACCCUUGUUAGAGACAAAAUCGAUCAGCUGAUUGCAAAAGGUGACAUAAUAUCACCUGAUACCAAAUUCAAUCAUAGAGGAGCAAAUAAUAUUAAUGAUCAAGACCUGUGGGACAAAAUUAAAGCUGCUCCGUUCGAUAGGAUACGAGAAGAGGAACCUACUUCAUACGGUGAUGUCACAAUAUUAGCGAGAGGAAGAUUAAUGGAAGAGUCAGGCGGCUUCCGUUUCGCUGAAGACGACAAAUCCCACGAAAAGUGUGACAAUGAUAAGUGUAUGGAGGGUGUCAAAGCAUUCUGGUCAGUUAAACGGGUGAGGCAAAGGGAUCAAGAAACAUCCCUGGGGAAAUAUCACUACGAGUUAACAUUUUCCGUUAUGUCACAAAUACCAAAAAAACAAAACAAGCCAUACGAACACCCAAUCAGAACCUUUACAGUUCAGGAAAGCACAAAUGACAGAGUGCCACAAACUUACGAAAGAUAUCAUAAAUCUGAAAUAGUUUCACCGCAAAUAUCUCGACCAGAAAGAGCAAUUUGGGUUCACAAAAACAUUGAACAAGCACCUCAGUAUCGCAAAAUACAACAUCAAAGUGGACUAGAUAGAUUAUUUUCUUCAUUGUUUGACGAUUACGAUGACGACGAACCAAGUUAUGAUCUACCAAGAAGAUAUAAGCAAAACUCUUAUAAUCCUACGUACUCGCAAUAUUCCAAAAUUGGCACCUUUGGGAGUUCUGAACAACAUUCGCAGAUAAAAACAUUACCAUAUCCAUACAAAGUUCAAAACGUUAAAUAUCAAGGACCUCCACUUACCACAUCACCAAUCGGACUGGUACAUCAUCACCACAUGGAACAUGACAUUAGUGGAGGUAUAAGCAAUCCAUAUGUAUCACAAACAAAUUAUAAAAUCACAGGGUUUAACAACGGCCAGAGAACUACGCACCCGGCGUUUUUACCCACACCGCUCCCAUCACUAGCGCAACCACCAAAGGAGUCAAACAAUAAGAAAAACAAUUUAAUGAAAUAUGACUCAUUACAGAAUAAAACAAAUUCAUCAGAAAUUUUAACAAUUCACAAGCAAAACAGUAAAAAUAAAACUCCAACAAAAGUAACUUAUUCUCCGGAACACUUAAGACCACCAAUUUAUAACGCUCCACCGGGAGUAAUCGUUACAAUGGACAAAAAACCAUUUAAACCAAUGCCACCGUUGAAGAUGCCGCCCUCGAAAUCAUUCAGGCCCAAAAAACCUUCAGAUUUCCGGCCGAGUCCACAAGUACUUGAUGUUCAGUUUUCUGAACCCGAUCCAAUAUUUGAUAAUGUAUUUAGGCCAAUAACUGUCAAUUAUGCUCAUAAUAAUUAUUCUACAGAAAAAACGUUAAUUUCUGAGGCUAAUGAGGAAGACGAAAACAAAAUUCGAAAACAGACUGUAACCAGUAAUAAAAACCCAAAGAAACACGACGAUAUUAAAAUGCAACGAACUACAACAUAUACACCUGAUAUUAUAACAUCUCACAAUAAUUCAGAACAAGACAAUGAUAUGGAACGGGCUGAUAUUUUAGGAAUAUUUUCUAAAACAAUACCGAUGGAGUCACAAAAAGAAAAAAGUAUCACUUUACAGACCACAACACCCAUUCCAUCAUCUACAACUGUCACUGCAUCAGCUACAACAAGUAAGACGACUGAAACUUCCUCAACAACGUCACCAUCUACUACACUAAAAUCAAAAAAACGUACUCGACCACUAACUAAGUUAAAUAAAUCUGAAAAAAUCAAAAAGCACAAACGCCUAACAACCACUUCAACCUCAACCACAACAAAUACACCACUAACCACGAAGGUUUUCGAAGAAGGAACGGAGAAAACUACUCAAGAUCUAAUAGCACAAGCGAGUUCCACCGCUAUCGGCCCAAUUAAAUUAAAAUGGCAACCUUCUUCAAAGACAACAUCUACGACCCCAAUCAGCUCUACAGGUAAUACGACAACAGUAAGUCCAACAUCGACAACUAAAAUUACCACAACGACAACUAAGAACGUAGAUGGGGAAUCUGUUUCAUCUACUGCACGUUCAAGAAAUAUAAAUAGGUUCAGACAAUCAGCGCUAAUACUAAAAGGAACUUCAGUAAAACACGAUAGGUGGAGUGCAACAAAGUCUACCCCUGAAAGGCUUCGAUCGUCAUUAACUUCAUCUAUAUAUACAAAAAGAAGAAAAGGUUCGAAAUUCCAUGGAUAUGAUUCCUCUACCUCCAAAAGUGGGGACAAGGAGCGAAGGAAUCAAGCACAUUCAGAUCAUGGUACUAGUACGAAAAGUUAUCCUAUAACCAACGAGUACUUAACAAAAAAGACUGAAGUGACUUCUAAUAUAACUCCUGUUAAUGAAGGCUCUGAUGCAAUUUUAACGCAAAAUGGGAACGAAUCUGAUAUUAACGAAGAAAAAAGUCAAGUAUUCGAGGAAUCUAGAGAUCGAAACGAAUACAUUUUCGAAAAGUCGUCUGACACGCCUAUUAAUAAAAACUAUGAAAUAAUUGAUAAUGAGGAAACAUUAACAACAGACAAGAUUGCUAGUACACCAUCAUAUUUCAUGCCAAAAAUCAAAAAGUGUAAGAAAAAGCAUCAAAAUCUAACAACAAAAAAAGAUGAUUCCUAUAAAAUUAAUAAUGAGAUAACUACCACAAGUAUUCCUUUAACUCUCUUUACAACAACAACUACAACUACUACCACCACCACUAAACCAUUAACAACUAGUAUCGUAGAAGACUUACUUAAAGACUUUUCCUUUGAAGAUACCAAUAUCGAAGAGAGUCCAACAACAACUUUAAAAUCAGACCUAGUUAAAGAACAGAUUCAGUCAAAGAAACAAAAUUUAAAAAUUGAUGAAGACUUAGAAGAGUUACUGGAUUCACUUAAUAACAAUGACAAAUAUAGUGAAUCAUCAGAUGAAGAAUAUAAAGAAGAUGACGAAAAGGAAUCAACCUUUGAAGAAGACGAUACAGCAGAAAUUGAAUCAGCAGAUGAGUCGCGUCGACAUUCACGCGAUGACUACGAAAACGAUGAAAAGCACCAAUUCACUUUGUUGGAACUUAUGGGCAUGGAAUAG